AUGGCCGUCAACGCAUUACCCACGCCGCCGCCACCACCCACCUCUAAAGCCCAACACACACACACGCAGGCAUUACCCACGCCGCCACCACCAACCUCUAAAGCCCAACACGCACCCAGACAGGCAUUACCCACACCGCCACCACCAACCUCUAAAGCCCAACACGCACCCAGACAGGCAUUACCCACACCGCCGCCACCACCACCAACCUCAAAAGCCCAACACACUCACAGGCAGGCAUUACCCACACCGCCGCCACCACCACCAACCUCAAAAGCCCAACACACUCACAGGCAGGCAUUACCCACACCGCCGCCACCACCACCAACCUCAAAAGCCCAACACACUCACAGGCAGGCAUUACCCACACCGCCGCCACCACCACCAACCUCAAAAGCCCAACACACUCACAGGCAGGCAUUACCCACACCGCCGCCACCACCACCACCAACCUCAAAAGCCCAACACACUCACAGGCAGGCAUUACCCACACCGCCGCCACCACCACCAACCUCAAAAGCCCAACACACUCAGAGGCAGGCAUUACCCACACCGCCGCCACCACCACCAACCUCAAAAGCCCAACACACUCACAGGCAACCAUUGCCCACGCCACCACCACCAACCUCAAAAGCCCAACACACUCACAGGCAACCAUUGCCCACGCCACCACCACCAACCUCAAAAGCCCAACACACUCACAGGCAACCAUUGCCCACGCCACCACCACCAACCUCAAAAGCCCAACACACUCACAGGCAACCAUUGCCCACGCCACCACCACCAACCUCAAAAGCCCAACACACUCACAGGCAACCAUUGCCCACGCCACCACCACCAACCUCAAAAGCCCAACACACUCACAGGCAACCAUUGCCCACGCCACCACCACCAACCUCAAAAGCCCAACACACUCACAGGCAACCAUUGCCCACGCCACCACCACCAACCUCAAAAGCCCAACACACUCACAGGCAACCAUUGCCCACGCCACCACCACCAACCUCAAAAGCCCAACACACUCACAGGCAACCAUUGCCCACGCCACCACCACCAACCUCAAAAGCCCAACACACUCACAGGCAACCAUUGCCCACGCCACCACCACCAACCUCAAAAGCCCAACACACUCACAGGCAGGCAUUGCCCACGCCACCACCACCAACCUCAAAAGCCCAACACACUCACAGGCAGGCAUUGCCCACGCCACCACCACCAACCUCAAAAGCCCAACACACUCACAGGCAGGCAUUGCCCACGCCACCACCACCAACCUCAAAAGCCCAACACACUCACAGGCAGGCAUUGCCCACGCCACCACCAACCUCAAAAGCCCAACACACUCACAGGCAGGCAUUGCCCACGCCACCACCAACCUCAAAAGCCCAACACACUCACAGGCAGGCAUUGCCCACGCCACCACCAACCUCAAAAGCCCAACACACUCACAGGCAGGCAUUGCCCACGCCACCACCAACCUCAAAAGCCCAACACACUCCCAGGCAGGCAUUGCCCACGCCACCACCCACCUCAAGUGUACAACUCGCACACAGGCAUUGCCCACGCCAUCAUCACGAACCUCAAUAG
Argiope bruennichi is the source of this 1587-nucleotide messenger RNA. RefSeq lists its product as uncharacterized. The record is from RefSeq and is a predicted model, not a curated record. Lineage: Eukaryota; Metazoa; Arthropoda; Arachnida; Araneae; Araneidae. Bases 1 to 1587 code for a protein of 528 amino acids. The transcript has 2 exons.